Molecule: messenger RNA, 1359 nt
Organism: Sesamum indicum (sesame)
Lineage: Eukaryota; Viridiplantae; Streptophyta; Magnoliopsida; Lamiales; Pedaliaceae
Product: peroxidase 31
Biological process (GO): response to oxidative stress; hydrogen peroxide catabolic process
Molecular function (GO): peroxidase activity; heme binding
Source: RefSeq, a predicted model, not a curated record
CCCCAGACAGUCAUCAUCAGAAUUCAAAACCCGCCCACUUACCUCUCUUUCUCUCUCUAAUUUCUUUUCCUCUUUCUCUCUCUAAUUUCUUGAUUCGGAGAAAAGAUAAGGAAAAGUUAUCGGAAUUUGUUGGCUACAUUAGGGAAAAGGGAAGCAUAAGGAUAGAUUCAAUGGCGCCGCCCUUGCUUCUAAUGCUCACACUCUCCGCCCUUUUCCUCAGCCCCACCGUCCGCUCUCAGUCGCCACUCACCACCGCCUACUACCGCAAAACAUGCCCGCAGUUUGAGCAGAUCGUGCAGGACACCACCAUUAACAAGCAGAUCGCCUCCCCCACCACCGCCGGCGCCGCCCUCCGCUUGUUUUUCCACGACUGCUUCGUCGGAGGCUGCGACGCCUCCGUCCUAGUCACCUCCACCCGCUUCAACAAAGCCGAGCGCGACGCCGACAUUAACCUCUCCCUCCCAGGAGACGGCUUCGACGUGGUUGUGCGAGCCAAGACCGCACUCGAGCUCACCUGCCCCGGCGUCGUCUCCUGCGCCGACAUCCUCGCUGUGGCCACCCGCAACCUCGUCGUGAUGAUGGGCGGCCCGUAUUACACCGUUAAGCUUGGCCGGAAAGACUCGUUAUCCUCCCGGGCGGCGGACGUCGAAGGUAACCUCCCCCGGCCGACAAUGUCGAUGGAUCAAAUCAUCCAAAUCUUCAAAUCUAAAGGAUUUUCCGAGGAAGAAAUGGUGGCUUUAUCGGGCGCCCAUACCAUCGGCUUCUCACACUGCACAGAGUUCAGCUCCAUCUUAUACAACUACAGCAAGACAUCCGAAUCCGACCCAGCCUACUACUCUGAAUUCGCCAAGUCGCUGAGAAGCGCUUGCGCAGAUUACCAGAAAAACCCAACAUUAUCGGUGUUCAACGACGUAAUGACUCCGAACAAAUUCGACAACAUGUAUUACAGCAACGUGCAAAAGGGGUUGGGGCUGUUGUCGUCGGACCACGGGUUGAGCUUGGAUCCGAGAACCAGGGGUUUCGUGGAGCUUUAUGCCAAGGAUCAAAAGGCAUUUUUCGGGGCAUUUGCGAGGGCGAUGGAGAAGCUGAGUGAGUAUGGAAUUAAGAGAGGGAAAGCGGGAGAGAUCAGACGCAGAUGCGAUGCCUUCAACAAUUGAAUACUACAUUAAUUUCUUGUUUUCUGGACUAAUUUCUUUGAAUCAUUUUGUUUUUUGUGUGUCUUACAUUACAUUUAAUGUGUAUGUAAUAGAAAGUAUGGAGGAAUUUAAGAAUUAUAUUGAGGUUAAUUUUGUGUACAUUGAUGUUGAAUUCGGAAAUGGGGAUGGGAUAAAUUGGAGUGAUUGAUUGAGUACUGUGGAA